Messenger RNA from Dendrobium catenatum, 1313 nucleotides. RefSeq names its product cellulose synthase A catalytic subunit 6 [UDP-forming]-like. Lineage: Eukaryota; Viridiplantae; Streptophyta; Magnoliopsida; Asparagales; Orchidaceae. The record is from RefSeq and is a predicted model, not a curated record. The transcript is spliced from 5 exons. The coding region runs from base 73 to 1269 and encodes 398 amino acids. Gene Ontology annotation, biological process: cellulose biosynthetic process; plant-type primary cell wall biogenesis. Gene Ontology annotation, cellular component: trans-Golgi network; plasma membrane. Gene Ontology annotation, molecular function: cellulose synthase (UDP-forming) activity.
AUUAGACUCUCUCCCAUGAAAUAACUUUAAUAAAUACGAUAUUUGAAUCUUACCUUCAAAAGUUGUUUUUUUAUGUUCGUAAUGCAUAUGCUUGAGCAGGUAUUUCAGGGUCAUGGCGAUUCAUUGGAUGCAAAUGGAGAUAAGCUACCACGUUUAGUUUAUGUAUCUCCUGAAAAGAGACCAGGAUUUAAUCACCAUAAAAAGGCUGGUGCCAUGAAUGCUCUGAUACGUGUUUCAGGAGUAUUAUCAAAUGCUCCUUUCAUUUUGAAUAUGGAUUGCACACAUUAUAUAAACAGCAGUAAAGCUUUAAGAGAAGCCAUGUGCUUUAUGAUGGAUCCCACAUCAGGAAGAAAGGUUUGCUUCGUGCAGUUUCCAUACAAAUUUGAUGGGAAUAAUCAAAAUGACAGCUAUUCGGAUCGUAUAGUUUUCUUCAAUAUUAACAUGAAAGGUCUUGAUGGGAUCCAAGGACCAAUCUAUUUAGGCACUGGAUGUGUUUUCAGAAGGCAAGCUAUGUAUGGAAUUGAAGCUCCGAUAAAAGAAAAGCACCCGAGAAAUUCAUGUAAUUUUUGGACAAAAUGGUGCUUUCUUUGCAGUCCAGCUAGAAUAACAGGUAAAAGAAGACAUAAAAAUAAGGAAAAUAAGAAAUUCCUGAAGCAGAAUAGGGAGAUAUCUGCGCAAGUUCAUUCACUUGAGACCAUCCUAGAGGAAGUUGAAGGUGAAGAUCUAGAGAUGUCUUCCUUAGUGCCUUUUGACAGGCUUGAGAAGAAAUUUGGUCGUUCACCUGCAUUUGUAGCUUCCACACUUACAGAAAAUGUUACGAUUUCAAUGUUCGAUAGUUAUGCUUCAGCUUUGGAGGAAGCAUUGCAAGUUAUAAGUUGUGGUUAUGAGGACAAGACCGCAUGGGGAAAGGAGGUGGGCUGGAUUUAUGGAUCAGCAGCCGAGGAUGUGGUCACUGUCUUCAAGAUGCAUUGCCAUGGUUGGCGAUCUGUUUACUGCAUGCCAAGAAGGACAGCAUUUAAGAGUUCUAUUCCAACAGAUCUUUCAGAUUAUCUUCAUCUAGUUCUUCAGCAGGCGCGGGGAUCAGUUGAGAUUUUUCUCAGCAAGCAUUGUCCUAUUUGGUAUGGCUAUGGAGGUGGUAUGAAGUGUCUGCAGCGAUUAUCCUACAUAAGUUUGACUAUACAUGCUUGGACUGCUCUUCCCUUGAUUACUUACUGCAUUUUGCCUGCCUUCUGUCUUCUAACAGGAAAAUUUUUUAUCCCUGAGGUAUAGUUCAUCUUCUCAUUUGUAUUUUCUUCAGAUGCAAAACAAGCUAA